AUGUUUGUUUUUUUCAAGUCCUAUACAUUCAGCCUCGUUCCCCAAUACCGUGUGACCAUCUUUGGUGAUGAAAGUGAUGACUCGUCGUUGAAAGUUCGUCACUAUCCAAUCGCACCGGAUCUUGGCCAGUUGGACGAUCGUACAGGUCGUCUGUCAAUUGAUCGUCUUUUGUCCGAAACUCUGGUGGUCCGAUGUCGUGAACGGCUUUUACGUAUUCGUAAGCGCCUCAAGGCAGCUAAGCCUCUUUCGAUCGUUUUGUACGCUGGAUCAGCGACACCAAGUCUUUGGCUUCCACUGUUACGGGAUAGUGUAGAUACACGGGAAGAGUGUGUAGUUAUAUCAGUGAAUAUGUUUAGCGGACGUGUUCUCUGUAGUUUGGAUGCGAUAGAGUUCCUGCCGGGUUCAGCUAGUGAACUAAAAGAAUUUGAAGCAGCUCUGUACGAUGGCCAAUCGAUUGAUUCUCUGCGCAAGCGAAUCGAUCGUCUAAAAGUCCUGCUGAUGAUCGAACGAUACCGGAGAUCUGUCUCCACCCUUCAAGUACGCAUCAUCAACGAGAAUCAAAUGGCACCGUUCUUCAAGAAGGUUGCAGUCAACUCACUUCCGAGUGAUCGUAUAUGCCUCCAGUUCAUUAAAGAAGAGCAUUUCUUUUUGGUUAUCACAUUCGUUUCUAAUGAGAAUCUCACUGUCAAAAUGAAUCUUUAUCUAUUGUGUACCCUUGAUGACAAGGUACAGAUGAUGGAGUUGAAUAAGGAGAAGCAGCUGAUUUCUGCUCCGAUCGAGGGAGUGGUGGACAUUGAAGCCAAGGCAUUUGGACAAUCUGAAUAUGAUGACGUGUGGACUUUGAAGGAAAAGCAUAGUCGCGUGGAGCCGUCCAUGGUUAGGCAGUUGACCACAGCUGUAGCUGCAGUAGAUGAUCGAAUUUCAUUUAUGCGUGUUUGUGAAGAACUGGACAAGAAGCGGAUAGGUUAUCGUAGCGUCGAGGAAGAACCUCACGUUGGAGGCCUUAUUUUGCACAUAACUGACGUCUCCGCUGUCGUUGACGUGCGAUGUGCAGCAUUUCUACGAAAUAUGGCUCGCUGCUGUCUGCGAUUGGACAGCAGAGCACGGGUCAUAUGGCCCCUUGAGUGCUGCAUGGUGAAUAUUCCUCUUGUGCGCGAUCUCAGUCCAUAUAAGAAGGGAAGAAAGACGGGCGUAUGGGUUCAUGAACAGAGCGGAAUAUCUGUAGGUGGUCCCGUUGAUACCAUAGCGACAUCAAUUAUUGAGCGCCUCACAAGAUAUUCUCACAUUUACGAUACUGUCAACAGAUUCGCUAAAGCUUACGAUGCGCACUAUAAUAAACUUUGUAAUGUGCAAGCUUACACGUUCCAUAAGCUGGUGAUUGCCUACGGUCGGGAACGUGAUCAGCAAUUGAUCGUGUCCUUCAGACCGCGAAAUGCUUCGAAUGAUCGAUUUAAUCUGAACUUUGGGCAGACACUUCCGAUUUCCAUCUAUGAUUCUACUGAAGUCAAUUUGCAAGAAGCAACUCGAUGGAAUGCGCAUUGCAUGAUGGCAACCAUUUUGAAAGACAAGUUCAACGCGAAAUCAGAUCUAACGGAACUUGUACACUACUUGGUCACGACUAGUGAUCCACUGCAGUCGUUGUCGUUCUUCAGUCGAAUACGAUUCCAGUCUUGUAAAGUUCUGGCCCAGUUGUUCAAUAAUGAUAUACCGUAUCCGCUCACAUUGAAGUUCCAUUUAAUGCCGAUAAAUGAGGUCACGUUGCGAUUGACCUAUGGGCAUAUUCAUCUGGAAUUUAUCAUGUUGUCUGGAGAUACUGUGGCCAUUCGCGAUAGCUCACGAAAUAAGCCUCGUUGUGCUGGUCUUCACCAGUUUUUCCACCUUUUAUCGAAGUAA
Messenger RNA from Cooperia oncophora, 1893 nucleotides. The record is from the annotation of a GenBank genome assembly. Lineage: Eukaryota; Metazoa; Nematoda; Chromadorea; Rhabditida; Trichostrongylidae.